AUGAUCAAAAUCGACCCUUACAUAAACAUCGAUGCAGGAACUAUGGCACCUACCGAGCAUGGUGAAGUCUUCGUCCUUGAUGACGGUGGUGAGGUCGACCUCGAUCUGGGAAACUAUGAACGCUAUCUAAAUAUCACAUUGACUCGUGAGCAUAACAUCACUACUGGCAAAAUAUACCAGCACGUUAUUCAAGCCGAGCGACGCGGGACGUAUUUAGGUAAAACGGUCCAGAUCGUUCCUGAUCUUGUUGAUGCGAUAGCCGACUGGAUAGAGCGGGUCGCGCUGAUUCCAGUUGACGAGACAGAAGAGGUGCCAGACGUGUGUGUAAUCGAGCUUGGGGGAACGGCAGGUGACAUGGAAAAUGCACCCUUCCUAGAAGCGUUAAGGCGAUUGCGAGGGAGAGUUGAGAAGGACAACUGGAUACACAUUCUUGUUACUUUGGUUCCCGUGAUAAUGAAUUCUGAGCAAAAGACGAAGCCAACGCAGGCGGCUAUGCGAGAUGUGCUUUCUACUGGCCUGAAGCCAGAUCUAAUUGCAUGCCGGUGUGAAGUGCCACUCAAGAAAUCUACAUUAGAUAAGGUUGCUUCGUCGUGCGACGUAGAACCUACUAAAAUCAUAGCUGUUCACGAUGUUGCGUCGACGUAUCUUGUCCCAGCCCUAUUGGAGGAACAAGGUUUACUCGCUUCAAUCUCUAAACUACUGCGUUUUGACCUCAUAGUGAAGACCCCACAACAAAAUGAAAUUGGAGCCAACAUGUGGAGAAAUUGGAAAAUCCUAACUUCACCCCAAGGCGGCUCUCGGAAGAGCGUGACAAUAGCCCUAGUUGGCAAAUACACCAGCUUUAUGGACUCUUAUAUGUCCGUUCUCAAGUCAUUGGAGCAUUCCGUUAUGGCUUGUCAAAGCAAACUCAACCUCAUUCUCGUCGACGCCUCACACUUGGAAGAACGAUGUGUCGCAUCCUCAGAAAGUGACUAUGUCCAGGCGUGGAGCAAAGUCCACGGAGCAGAUGGGAUUCUUGUGCCUGGCGGAUUCGGUGAACGAGGUACAGAAGGAAUGAUAGCAGCUGCACAGUGGGCCCGAGAGAACAAAACCCCGUACCUAGGAAUAUGUCUAGGUAUGCAGAUUGCAGUCAUCGAGUUCGCACGCCACAUGUGCAAUAUCCCAAAAGCCGGAUCGAUCGAACUAUCUCCGGAGUGUUCGAACCCAGUGAUCAUCUUCAUGCCGGAGGUUGACAAGACGAACAUGGGUGGCACAAUGAGACUCGGCAGCCGACCAACUGUCUUCCAAGAAGGAAGCGACUGGUCCAAGGUGCGGAAACUGUAUGCGGAUAAGAAAGUUAUCACUGAGCGCCACCGUCAUCGAUAUGAGGUUAAUCCCGAUUACAUCGAGAGUCUCAGCAAAGCCGGUCUUCAUUUCAUAGGCAAAGAUGAAAAAGGCGUUCGUAUGGAGAUUAUCGAGCUUCAAAAUCAUCCUUGGUAUGUAGGUGUGCAGUUUCAUCCUGAAUACUUGUCACGCGUUUUGCAGCCCAGCAAGCUGUAUAUCGGUUUUGUUGCUGCGGCAAUUACAAACCAGGCAAAACCAGAGGAUGCGAAGAAACCAAUAAAUGGUAUUGCAAGCAGUAUUAUAGUAUGA
This is a messenger RNA of Glarea lozoyensis ATCC 20868, 1632 nucleotides long. Its product is annotated as P-loop containing nucleoside triphosphate hydrolase. NCBI's taxonomy places the organism in Eukaryota, Fungi, Ascomycota, Leotiomycetes, Helotiales, Helotiaceae. Gene Ontology annotation, cellular component: cytoplasm; cytoophidium. Gene Ontology annotation, molecular function: CTP synthase activity; identical protein binding. The coding region runs from base 1 to 1632 and encodes 543 amino acids. The transcript is spliced from 2 exons. The record is from RefSeq and is a predicted model, not a curated record. Gene Ontology annotation, biological process: CTP biosynthetic process; pyrimidine nucleobase biosynthetic process.